AUGCUUACAUCGGUAGCUCGGAUUAAUAUUUACUUUUCUUCCCAACGCAUAACCCGUUAUCUAUUAUCCAACUUUUCCAUCUCAUCAAAUACUCAGCAAUAUCGCUAUAUUGAAAGUCAAACAGCACACUCACAAUCUAGUAAUUAUAUAGUUAAUCUUCAUUCUUGGAAAUUAACUCAUCAACCACGAGAACCAACUCUUCACUGGAAUCCUCGAUUUCGUCAACAACAACAACAAUUCGAAACAGAAGAACAAGAAGAUAAUCGAUCAAGUGAAAAUUGGGAUUCUUGGUUUCAACAGCAUCAAUCACCUUCACUUCUUCCAUUUUCUCAACGAAAUAAUUUAUUUUCUCAACAUCAGCUUUAUUUUCUUGACCAUCCUCAUCUUACAUCAAUGCCUAAACGUCCAAGAGAAUCCUCAUCACCUAUCAAUAUAUCAAAUAAACGUGAAAAAUAUUCACUUUUCGAAUUUAAUCUUCCAAAACGCACGUGGAUCAAUACAAACUAUGAAGAUCGUUUAAUUAGAAGUCGUUAUCAUCAUUUUAAUUUUCAUAUAAUUAGUUAUAAUAUUCUUGCUCAAAGAUUAAUUGAAGAUAAUCCACUUUUAUACGAUGAUUGUUUAGAAAGUAAUCUUGAAUGGGAUCGACGAAAAGAACGUUUAUUAAGAGAAAUAUUAAGACAGAACGCUGAUAUCGUUUGUUUACAAGAAAUGCAAAAAGAUCAUUAUAAACAUGAUUUUCGACCAAAAAUGAUCGAUCAUGGAUAUAGUUCGAUUUAUAUAAAACGUUCUGGUGAUAAAUCAGAUGGAUGUUGUUUAUUUUAUAAAACAGAUCGAUUAAAAUUAAUUGCCAGAAAAACAGUACCAUUCUAUCAAAAGAAUAUUCAACUUUUAGACAGAGAUAACUGUGGCUUAAUUGCUCUAUUUCAACCAAUUACAUCAAAUGCUACAUCAGAUGAUUUAUUUUGUGUUGCUACAACUCAUCUACUCUAUUCACCUAAACGUGGUGAUAUAAAACUAGCUCAAAUACAAUAUUUUCUUGCUGAAAUCGAUCGAUUAUCAGUUAGAGAUUCUACUUUAAAUUCUUAUUAUCCCAUCAUUGUCUGUGGAGAUUUUAAUGCACAACCUCAAUCUCCACUAUCAAAAUUUCUAAUCAAUGGACAUAUUAAAUAUGAUACAUAUCGUUGUAUUGAAAUCUCUGGUCAAAUCCCACAAUCAAUUGUUAAUAAUCGUUUUUCUUUUCAACUUCCAUCAAAUGAACUUUUACCAUCAUCAUUUGUUACUUCUGAUUGUCGUUUUCCAAAGGAGAUUUCAACAAACAAAAAAGAUCAACUUAUUUUUGAAACAUAUAUGAAUCGAAAAUCAUCAGCAAUAUUAACACAUGAUAAAAAAUUUGAUUCAGUUUAUGAUUUAAAUGCUUUAUUCGAAGUCACAACAUGUAUUGAUAAUGAAUCAAAUUUAGUUGAUUAUAUAUUUUAUACAAGACAAGAUAAUGAUCGAUAUAGAUUAAAUUUAUUAAGUCGUUAUGAUUUAUAUAAGCAAAAUCAAAUAUUAAAUCUUCAUUUACCAAAUCAUCAAUUUGCAGAAGCAUUGAAAGGCCAAUCAACAAAACGUCUUGCUGAACGAGGAUUAUGUCUAACACGUCUUCGUUUUCAAUAUACAUAUACAGGUUUAUAUGGUCGAACAAUUCUUGUUUUCGAAGGCGAAUCUCUUUCACGUGUUCAAACAUUUGGACCAGGUGAUAUUGCUGCUAUUUAUCAACAAGGGCAUUCAAUUGAUGAACAAGAUUCAUUAGCUCAUGGUCUUAUAUUUCGUUUAACAGCAAAUACAAUACAUAUAACUAUUGAAGAUAACGAUGAUGAACAAUUUAAUUCAUCAGGUGAUACUUGUCUUUUUAUGAUUAUUAAAAUGGCUAAUGAUGUGACCUAUCGACGAUUAAAACAUGGUCUCACAUUAAUGGUAAAACAACGUCAAGGAAUUGCUCAUCAUUUACUUGAUAUUGCAUUUGAAAGUGCUGAUCCGAUCCCAUCGAAUUUUUCUGAGAGUACUGGCCCAUCACAAUGGUUUAAUGAAAAUCUCGAUCAAUCUCAACGAGAAGCCGUUAGUUUCGCAUUAGCUUCACGUGAUAUAUCAAUCAUUCAUGGACCACCAGGCACUGGUAAAACAACAACGAUUGUUGAAUAUAUAUUACAAGAAGCAUUAAAACGUGAUGCAAAAAUUCUUUGUUGUGCAUCAUCAAAUAUAGCUGUUGAUAAUCUUGUUGAACGUCUUGGAAGAAAAAAACAAUUAAAACUUAUUCGUCUUGGUCAUCCGGCACGUUUACUUGAAUCAAUACAAUGUUUUUCAUUAGAAUCAAUUGUUAUGGAAAAUUAUCAAGAUGUUAAAAAUGCUAUGCGUGAAGAUUUAAAUCAAUGUUUUAAUAAAUUACGAAAGUCAUCUACAGAUCGAAAUGAACGUGAACGUUUAAAAAAAGAAAUAAAAAACUUACGAAAAGAUAUUCGAUUGUAUGAAGAAAAAGCUAGUCGAGAAGCAAUGCAAUCAGUUAAUGUUAUUCUUUGUACAUUAACAUCAGCAACUGAUGAUAGUCCAUUAAAAUUAUUACCACCAAAUCAUUUUGAUUUAGUUGUUAUUGAUGAAUGUUCUCAAGCUCUUGAAGUAGCAUGUUGGCUUGCUUUGCUUCGUGCACCGAAAUGUGUUUUAGCUGGUGAUCAUUUACAAUUACCACCGACAAUCUUAAGUGAAAAAGCUGCAAAGGAUGGUUUAGCAAUUACACUAAUGCAACGACUAACAGAACAAUUUGGUGAUAAAAUAACGCGUAUGUUAACAAUCCAAUAUCGAAUGAACGAAGCCAUAAUGAAUUGGUCAUCAAAUGAAUUUUAUCAAGGAAAAUUAAUUGCUGAUGAAUCAGUUAAAUCUCAUCUUUUAAAAGAUUUAUCAAAUAUUUCAAAACGUGAUAAUAUAUAUGAACUAGAUGAUGAGAAUUUAUCUCAAUGUCCAUUAUUUCUUAUUGAUACAACAGGUUAUGAUAUGCCAGAAAUAUGUUGUGAUGAUGAAAAUUCUCGUGGUAAUGAAGGUGAAGUUGCACUUGUUAGUAUUCAUGUACAAGAAUUAAUUGAAAACUAUGGUGUAUCUAUUGAUCAAAUUGGUGUCAUAACACCAUAUAAUAUGCAAGUACAAUUAUUACGUCAAAAACUAUUAAAUAAAUAUCCAACAUUAGAAAUAAAAUCGGUUGAUGGUUUUCAAGGACGAGAAAAAGAAGCUAUUAUUAUUUCAAUGGUUAGAUCGAAUUUACAUGGUGAGGUUGGUUUUCUGUCGGACUCUCGUCGAAUAAAUGUUGCUAUAACACGAGCACGUAGACAUUUAUGUAUUAUUUGUAACGUGCAAACAGUUAGUCAUGAUCCAUUUAUAAAAAGACUAAUUGAUUAUAUGCUUGAAAAUGCACAUGUUUGUUCAGCAUUUGAACUUAUUGAUGACAAUAACUUUUUUCAAGGAACCAUUUUAUCAAAAAAAUCAACAGUAUCUUCUAAAAUUAAACAAACAAAACAACAAUCGAAAAAAUCUAAACAACAAAGUAAUCAACGUUCUGAAGCAACUAAUACACUUGAAAAUGUUGUUACUAAUAUCCUUGAUCAACGUGUUGAAGCUUUUCUUAAUAAUCCUAAGGUACAAAAAUUACAAUUUGAAGAUGGUCUAUCGCCAUUUGGUCGACGUUAUGUACAUGAACUUGCUGAAAAACAUAAUUUACAACAUAUUAGUGACGGUGUCGGUGAUCAAAGACACAUAACUAUUAUGAAGAAAACUUCAGUUGAAACUAUUACAACAAAGAAAAUAGUUGAGAAUAAUCAAGAAGAAGAAGAAAAAAGAGAAAAAAUGAAUGAACAAUUUCGUUCAUUCUCUUUAUUAGAAGAAGAAAAGAAAGAUUCAAAUCAAAUAAUUGAUAAAAGUACAAAAUUAUCAAAGAAAAUUUCUGAUCAAGAUUCAAUUUCAAAAGAAAAGGAAGAAAAAAAAAUUGAAUCACCUGUGCUAGAUGCUGCCAAUCUUUGUCGAUAUUGUCAUAAAGAUAUUCCAUCACAGAAUCGUCAAUUACAUGAGAUAUAUUGUCAACGUGUCAAUCCAUUAUCUUCAGUAGCUAUUUCAACUAAUGAAAUUUCUGAAGCCGAAUGUUCAAAAUUAAAUGUUGCUCCCGAACGUCCUAAAACUACUAAGAAAAAAGAAAAUAAAUUAGCAUCGAUAAAUGCUGAAGCACCUAUUGAUGAUUUAUUGGAAGCGGCUCGUCGACAAGAUAAUAUUUGUAAUGCACAUCGUUGUAAAGUAAAAAUAACUCUAUUAGGACAACUUUGUUCAUAUUGUAAUCGUCGUUAUUGUUUUGAACAUUCAAUGCCUGAAGUACAUGGUUGUGGUCAUCAAGCUCGUAAAGAUAUUCGACAAACACAUAUUUCAACACAUGCAAAUGCUAAACCUGUUUAUGAAAAUUCUUCAAUAAACAAAGACAAAAGACCACAUUUAGAAAGAAAACUGCAAGAUAAAAUUACAUCAAAAGAGAAUCAAAGAAAGAAAAAAUAA
Molecule: messenger RNA, 4560 nt
Organism: Rotaria sp. Silwood2
Lineage: Eukaryota; Metazoa; Rotifera; Eurotatoria; Philodinida; Philodinidae
Source: the annotation of a GenBank genome assembly